This is a messenger RNA of Pristis pectinata (smalltooth sawfish), 816 nucleotides long. Its product is annotated as 33 kDa inner dynein arm light chain, axonemal-like. Gene Ontology annotation, cellular component: axoneme. The record is from RefSeq and is a predicted model, not a curated record. Gene Ontology annotation, molecular function: dynein heavy chain binding. NCBI's taxonomy places the organism in Eukaryota, Metazoa, Chordata, Chondrichthyes, Rhinopristiformes, Pristidae. The transcript has 6 exons. Bases 1 to 816 code for a protein of 271 amino acids.
AUGGCAAAUUUGAUUAGAUGCUGCUUGGAUGUCAAGGACAGUGACUUUCAUCUCACCUCUGGAAUUCAGCUCUUUGAUCCGUAUUUGAACCAUGGUUACAAUAAGGACUGGAGCCGAGUGGUUCAGGGAGCAUCAAAACCGGCGAUUGGUGUGCAGGUACACACAAAAAUAAGCCCUAAAAAAUGUGUUCUUACAGAAGCAAAGAAAGCAGGGGAAACUAAUAAACAGUCUAUAGAAUGUAUUUUGAAUGCAAUAUUACCUCCAAGACAAUGGUCAGAGGAUGGGCAGAUAUGGAUUCAACAAAUAUCUACUAUUCCAGCCACUCGAACAGAUGUGAUAAAUCUGCAGGAAAGCUUAGAUAGAAAACUGCAGCAAAGGCAGGCUCGGGAAACUGGCAUUUGUCCUAUUCGCCGGGAGUUAUAUGCACAAUGCCUUGAUGAGCUGAUUAGACAGAUCACCAUCAACUGUCCAGAACGUGGACUGCUGCUCCUUAGAAUUCGUAAUGAGAUUCUCAUGACCUUUGCAGCGUAUGAGACCUUGUAUGAAAGUAGUGUUGCAUUUGGGUUGAGGAAGGCUCUCCAAGGAGAUCUAGAAAAAAUUUUACUGCGUCAACAGAUUGAAGCACUUAAACAAGAAAUAGCCAAUCUUCAAAAUGAACUCACCGAAAUGAAAGCUAAAUAUAAUGCAGUCGAGAAACGAUUUACUGAGAGGAAAGAGCUGGAUGACAAGAGACAUUCAGAAGAAAUCAUUACCCUUAGAAGGAUCAAUCAACAAUUGAAGCUGCAGCUUGAAGGUGUCAUUACUUUCAGGAGAUGA